This is a messenger RNA of Eruca vesicaria subsp. sativa (arugula), 213 nucleotides long. Lineage: Eukaryota; Viridiplantae; Streptophyta; Magnoliopsida; Brassicales; Brassicaceae. The record is from the annotation of a GenBank genome assembly.
AUGGGAGAGAUGAUGAGCAGAUCUGAGCUUCGGUGUGGAGAAGAAGACGUGACGGCAAGCAGGUAUGGGCUUUGUUGUGGAGAGGACGACGGGACGGCGAGCAGGUCCGAGCUCCAGUGUGGAGAAAACCCGACAACAGCAGGUCCGAGGUCUAUUCUGGAAAAGACGAUGACAAGCUCCGGUGAAUCUGAGAUUAAAAAGUUGGAGAUCUAA